AUGGAAGUUAAAAUAAUUAGCAAAGAUUGCAUUAAACCCUCUUCACCAACACCCUCUCACCUAAAAGUUCAUAAACUUUCUAUGUUAGAUCAAUUUGUGCCUUGUAUUUAUGUUCCUAUGAUCCUUUACUAUUCCAACCCAACAGACAAAAUUUUUGCUUGUAAUAAUACAUUAUCACUCAAGAAAUCAUUAUCUCAAACCCUAACACAGUUUUAUCCGCUUGCAGGAAAGAUUGCAGAUGAUCUUUCCAUUGAAUGUAAUGACGAAGGGGUUCUAUAUUUAGAGGCUAGGGCAGAUAUUUCGGUGUCGGAAUUUCUCAAACACCCUGAUAUUACAUCAUUGUAUCAAUUCUUACCAAAUAAAUCUAUAUUUCAUGCACCAACUUCAGGUUCUUAUGUUACCAUGAUUCAGGAAACUGUCUUUGCAUGCGGCGGCUUCACCAUCGGAAUCAAUGUUCUACACUUGGUCAUGGACGGUUGUGCUUUAGCUUCGUUUCUAAAAGCUUGGGGAGCCAUGGCUUGUGAUGGAGAUGAUAAGAGAAUGAUGCCAAGUUUUGAUGGCCCGUCUAUCUUUCCAAAAUUUGAAGAUUUCCCCGCAGAUGCAACUUUUACAGCUAUAUUGAGAAAUUUUAUCAAAGUUGAGAAAAUGAAUGCGACAAGAUUUGUUUUUGAUGGAUCUGCCAUUUCUAAUCUUAAAGAGAAAGUAAUAGCUUCCGGCGUGAAAAAUCCUACUCGUGUUGAAGUGGUGUCUGCGCUUCUUUCCAAGAGCUUGAUGACUGCUUUCAAGUCUAAAUCUGACCGUAACAAUAAUAAUCCGUUAGCAAUCAAUCUUGCUGUUAAUCUUCGUCGAAGAAUGCUUCCGACAUUCCCCGAAUGUUCAAUCGGGAACUUCGCCUGGUUAGCGGAUACAAUAUUAUCCGGCGAAACACAGCUAAGCAGCCUAGUGUCCGAAUUGAAAGAAGCAAUAGCAAAGAUCGAUAGCAGUUACGUACAGAACAUACAAGGUGAUGACGGAUUCAUAAAUUUCUACGGCAAGAUAAAAGAGAUGAAUGAUGCAUUUACGAGCUGUAAUGGUGCCGACUAUGUUAUGUUCACGAGCUGGUGUGGUUUUGGUCUUUACGAAGUCGAUUUCGGAUGGGGAAAGCCUGUUUGGACAACGGGCGCUGGAUCUUUUGGAAAUUUUGAAGCUCCUUUCUUCAAUCUUGUAAUUCUCAUGGAUGCAGGAAUCAGAAAUAAUGGGAUAGAAGCAUGGGUCUUUUUAGAUGAACAAACCAUUACUAUGUUAGAGAGGGAUGAAGAGCUUCUUAAAUUCGCCUACCUUAAUCCAACUCCUUUAUCUGAUUAAAUUAGCAGAAUAUCAAAUAAUUGCUUGGCGAACUUCCGAAGUUCUUCAUAGAUGAAGUUGCAAUUAAUGCUUA
Mercurialis annua (annual mercury) is the source of this 1417-nucleotide messenger RNA. RefSeq names its product stemmadenine O-acetyltransferase-like. The record is from RefSeq and is a predicted model, not a curated record. The coding region runs from base 1 to 1344 and encodes 447 amino acids. The transcript has a single exon. NCBI's taxonomy places the organism in Eukaryota, Viridiplantae, Streptophyta, Magnoliopsida, Malpighiales, Euphorbiaceae.